AUGGAUACCUCAAUUGCCGGAUUUACCUUUGGAGCAGAUGAACUCGCAAUCAAUAGUAGUUUUAGUGCAUAGAAACACCCCAGAAUAAGCAAGUGCUCCCCAUUUUAUAGGAUGAAUAAACCUCAAACUGAGCAAAAACCGCGAUUAAGAUUGCACUCACCGAAUAAGGAAAAUGAGUUAAUGCAAAUUCGCAAACCUGUUCGAGUUACUACAUCUCCUCAUUCUUAACAUCAUUAGAUGAGUUACAAAGAAAUUUGCGCACAUUUGAUCUAACUGUUCAAGAGUUAGACCAAAUUAUAUUAAUAAUUAAUGAUAGCAGAUAAUGUAAAUAUCAGGAAUCAACUCCAAAAAGUUCAACUCAAACAUGAUUACUACUGCAAAUUGUACAAUUAAUAAUGA
Paramecium tetraurelia is the source of this 399-nucleotide messenger RNA. RefSeq lists its product as uncharacterized. The transcript is spliced from 2 exons. The record is from RefSeq and is a predicted model, not a curated record. Lineage: Eukaryota; Ciliophora; Oligohymenophorea; Peniculida; Parameciidae.